Messenger RNA from Drosophila novamexicana, 957 nucleotides. RefSeq names its product matrix-remodeling-associated protein 7. The record is from RefSeq and is a predicted model, not a curated record. Lineage: Eukaryota; Metazoa; Arthropoda; Insecta; Diptera; Drosophilidae. The coding region runs from base 105 to 599 and encodes 164 amino acids. The transcript is spliced from 2 exons.
CUGGAGCUGGUUAUCAAAACAAAAGUCGAAAGAAAAAUUGCAACAAACACAAACACUAAUAAAGACGGAAAUAUUGGAAGCAUACGAUUGCAGUAUUGAAUGACAUGUGGUUUGAUCCAUCCGGAUACUAUGUGGUUGCCUUGAGCACUCUGCUGCUAUGCAUUUUAAUAGCCCUUUAUUUUGCCAACUUUUUGAAGGACGAUUCUGAGCUGGAGGAUGAAGGCCUUGGCGAUGACGAGGUGCGUUUGGAGGAUGAUCCCGUAAUGAAAGCACAGUUGCAAGCGCGCCUGCAAAGGGAAAUCGAUGAUGAUGAGGCCUACGAGGAAGAGCAGGAACCGUUAAGCGAGAGCGAUGCAGAGCAAGGACCAGGACCAAAGGCGCCCAAUUACAGCAAUCUGGUGGGAAAGUUCAAGGCCAAGCGAUACCAGCACAAGCUGGAAAAGAACCUAUCACCCAGCCAGAUUGAGGAGGAACGACGGAUCGAGCGUGAACAGUUGGCGGCGAUUUUUGAAUUGCUGCGCAAACAGGAGGAUGAACUGAAUCUUAAGGAUCGCAUAAGCGAUUGCGAGCUUAAGCAGCAAGUUAAAUUGUAUCGUUAGACACAUUUUCAACCAGAGCGUGUGAUUAUCACUUUUGUGUGCAUGGAUUUCGGGGAACUUCUGUAUCUGCUUAGAAUUGCAAGGUUUAGGCUGGAGCCUUAAUAUUAAAUGCUUAACACGGAGUUCCGGGAAGAGGCAGAGACGAGUGUCAUUAAUUUACAAUUUAUAGUCAAAGACGAAUAGAUUUUAUUCUGUAUUUAAGUGUCUUUUAUAUAUAUAUAUGAUGUAUAUAAGAUAUAGAGAAAGCAUGUUCUACUUCAAGUAUUAACUAAUUACGAAGUGUGUUUGGGAUAACUUAGCCCAAAGGACCUUCAUAUAUUUAUAAAUGUGCGUUGAUAUUCUUGUCCCCAUGGAAAUA